This is a messenger RNA of Sitophilus oryzae (rice weevil), 1216 nucleotides long. RefSeq lists its product as uncharacterized. Lineage: Eukaryota; Metazoa; Arthropoda; Insecta; Coleoptera; Curculionidae. Bases 159 to 758 code for a protein of 199 amino acids. Gene Ontology annotation, molecular function: chitin binding. The transcript is spliced from 4 exons. The record is from RefSeq and is a predicted model, not a curated record. Gene Ontology annotation, cellular component: extracellular region.
UAUACAGAAGGUUCUUUAAAGUCGUACCAGUGCAAAACGCGAUGCGGUUACUUGCAGCGGUCCACAUUAAGCGCACGUUUUAUUAAUUUUCAGUGCGACAAUUACUGCCACACAUAUAAUUAAUUAUCCGUAACGUUAAAUUAAGUUAAGUUUAAAAUAUGUUAUUCAGGACAAAUUGUGCGAAAUUUGUGAUAGUUAUCGUAGGAUACGUUCUGGUGGCUGUUGUUUCAGAUAGUUUGGAACAAAAAUCCAGGGUUAAGCGACCUAGGGCACCACCGACAGAGCCAGAAAAUGACGUAGAUGGGGAUCUGGACGAGAGAAAUAAUGAACUGAGUACCAGUUUUGUUCCUCCUGGAUUUCUGAGCCCAUCAGUGCUAGAAUAUUUGGAAUUGGGAAAAUCAAUACCAGGUCGACCUGGUACUGAUUACCCCGUCCUGGGAAUAGUGCCCUACACCAAUUUCUAUUGCGACGAGCAACCGUAUCCCGGUUUCUUCGCGGAUCCAGAGACCAGAUGUCAAAGUUGGCACUACUGUGACAUCGAUGGACGACAAACGACGUUUCUAUGUCCCAACGGAACCCAGUUCAGCCAGCUGGUGUUCGUGUGCGACUGGUGGUUCAACGUUAGAUGCGAACUGAGCGAAAAGUUAUAUGCCAUAAAUGCCAGACUGUAUGGAAGACCUAAACUGGAUCCCGCGAAGCCCCACAGAAGCAUAACCAAGCAGCUGCUAGAAAACAUUUUCAACGAUGAGGAGAAUUAGAGAACUUACUAAUUUCAGUGACUUUUAUGUUGUUUCCUUAUUUUGCUUGAAAAGUAUCUAUCUGGCUUUCCUUGGAUUCAGUGUCCAGUAUAAGAUCUAAGCAGUAACCACAUUAGAAAUAUGGAGAUAUUAGGACAAAUAGUAUCUAUAUCUGUUUGUAGUGAGACUAGAAAACAUUAGAUAUUUUUCAUCAGUAUUUUCAUGUAAAUUUUUUAAUUAUUUUUUUUUUGUUAGUUAUAUCUGUAUAAUAGUUGUUAAUCAUGCAUCAAUUGUUGUAUAAAAUUUACUAAAUUAUAUGAAAAUCACGAUAUAUAAACAAGCAAACCUGUAAAAAUCAGUAAACCUAGAUGCCAUCUCAUGACGUAAUUCAAUAGGGUAGAAAAUAAUCCAAACCAAUCAUAGAUGUAGUUUUUUUUAAUAAAUAAAGUAUUUGUUAUGUUGUUAACAAGAUUACAGAA